Puccinia triticina is the source of this 681-nucleotide messenger RNA. RefSeq lists its product as uncharacterized. Lineage: Eukaryota; Fungi; Basidiomycota; Pucciniomycetes; Pucciniales; Pucciniaceae. The record is from RefSeq and is a predicted model, not a curated record. Bases 1 to 681 code for a protein of 226 amino acids. The transcript has 2 exons.
AUGUGCCUGCUCGCCAGCUUGUCUCACCAAAGAUUUCCAAGCCAACGCCUCUCAUCAGUUCCCGGACCAACUUCAACCUCAGGGUAUCCUAACACUCAACCUGCGUCCUACGGACCCGGUGGCGAAGGUCAUGGCAUAUCAUCAAUGCCCGCCCAACUAUCGUCUACGCCCUCUAGCCAAUCCUUUCCGGGCCAGUUAUUGUCUACGCCCUCUGGCCAAUCCCUUCCGGGCCAGUUAUCAUCUAUGCCCUCUAGCCAAUCCCUUCCGGGCCAGUUAUCAUCUAUGCCCUCUGGCCAAUCCCUUCCAGGCCAUCCGGCAGUCCAAGACGGAGCAAUGUCAGCUGGGUCGCCUGGGUCUGCUGGCACUGGCGCAAACGGCGGAAACUCGUAUUCCAGCAGGAUCUUCGACUUUAGGUUGACACCCUACAUGAAAUCCUCUGACCUGGAUAACCCCAGCUUGUCUUUGAGCAAGUUGAUCACGUACGUGGUCAAAGGUGCUGCAAGCCCAUUGCAAUAUGUCUCCGUCUCCCCGCAAACCUCUGAGCUCGAGAUCCAAAUUCGGGAUGACUCGAUCUUUGCCCCAACCGGCGGUUUACAACAAGACGGCUUGAUCAGGCAAACCGAUGUCCUUCCAGCCAUCAACAAAGCUACCACUCUCUCUGGGGUCACAACCUGGUAUUAA